Messenger RNA from Teleopsis dalmanni, 6690 nucleotides. RefSeq lists its product as uncharacterized. The record is from RefSeq and is a predicted model, not a curated record. Gene Ontology annotation, molecular function: nucleic acid binding; iron ion binding; heme binding. The transcript is spliced from 7 exons. Gene Ontology annotation, biological process: DNA integration. The coding region runs from base 1 to 6690 and encodes 2229 amino acids. NCBI's taxonomy places the organism in Eukaryota, Metazoa, Arthropoda, Insecta, Diptera, Diopsidae.
AUGGAAGUCAUGGCAGAAUUGAUUGCCAAACAAUCAGAAUUGGGAAAACAAAUCCAACAACUGAUCACUAACUUCAAAAAGGACUCAAAAGAGAGGAAGACAUCCCCUCGAUACUAUGAAGAGCGUAUUAGGCGACUCAACGAAUUAUGGGAACAAUUUGACCAUAACGACACACAAAUCAGGAAUUUGCCAGAUUUGGAUACGAGCGUUGCAUAUUUUACCAGCAACUACUUUCAAGAAAUCAAAGAAUUAUUUGAAAAAUAUGAGCAGAUUUUCGAAAAUGAAUUAUCAACCAAAAUACCUCCAACACCUUCCUCAAAGGAGUCAGCAACGACAGCACGUCAACCGAUGCCGUCACCGAGGGAAGGACAAUAUAGCACAAGUAUAACAAGAAUGAUACACAAGCAAGGUGCAAUUUGUGUAUCACUGAAGCGACUCAUAGCAGGCAUCAAUCGUCAAACAGGCGUUCAGAUGAAAUCCUUUUAUGAAGUGAAUAUGGGAAGAAUUGAGAAGCUAUGGAAUGAGAUUGAAUCCAUUAAUUUUGAAAUUUGGGAGUACACCAACAAUCCGACUACAGUGGGAUAUAAACUCGAUGAGUAUCUCGAAAUAGAAGAAUUGGUUCAGUCAACUUUAAUUUCGUUAGCUUCAAUGAAAGCAAAUAAUGAACAAUUACAACAAGGAAUCAGUAAACCAGACAGCGCUGGGAUAUCACUGCCUAAGGUAACAAUACCAAAAUUCGAUGGCGAUUAUUUGAAGUGGUGUCAAUUCUAUGAUUUGUUCACCGAAAUGAUUCACAAGCAGCAGCUUUCUAACGCUCAAAAAAUGUGGUAUCUCAAAGGUAGUUUAACAGGAGAAGCAGAAGGUUUAGUCCGACACCUGUCAAUAACCAACGAGAAUUAUCAAACGGCAUGGAAUUUGCUACAAGAACGAUAUCACAACAAAAGAAUUAUUGUAGCAACAAUCAUUCAAAGAAUUCUAAAUCAACCAAUAAUAUCAACCAAUCCUUCAGCGACAGAAAUAAGGACACUCCAUGAUGUUACUUUUGAAGGAUUGCUGGCACUGAAGAAUGUGGGACUCGAAACUGAUUCAUGGUCGCCGCUACUGCUUCAUAGUUUGCUCCUCAAACUAGAUAAGCAGACUCGCAUUUUGUAUGAACAGUCGCUGACUCAUCCAAGAGAGAUUCAGUCGAUUAAGGAGUUCAUGAUUUUCCUGGAAUCACGAUUCCAGUCCUUAGAGGCGAUUGGUUAUAGGGAGAAGCCAUGCUCAGCAAAAACCCUUGCCACAACGAUGGGAAAGGCAAAUAUAUCAACCUGUAAGAUCUGUAAUAAUGGAUCACAUCCGAUAUAUUAUUGCAAAACAUUCUUGCAAUCAACACCACAAGGUCGUAUCAAGACAGUACAAAAACUUAGACUGUGCUUGAACUGCUUACGUACAGGCCAUAGGGCAGCAGAAUGCAAAAGUUCCCGGUGCAACAAGUGCAGCAAGAACCACAAUUCGUUGUUGCACUUAUCAGAGUCUUCCAAGACAACACACAAAUCGAUCAAUGUCAAAUCAGAUUCAUUGGUUGAGAAACCUGGUCAUCAACCUUCUACUGUAAUCACAGCAUUAACACAAAAUAAGGGAUACGUUCUUCUUAGUACAGUUAAUAUGAAAAUAGCUACGUUUGAUGGUGAUUUCAUUGAGUGCAGAGCAAUACUCGAUUCUGGAUCACAAAUAAACUUAAUCACAGAAAAACUGGCAAGAAAAUUAAAAUUGCAGUUACACUCAUCACCGUUAUGGAUAGAAGGAAUUGGUAGAAGCAAAAGGGACACAAAAUACAGUGUGACAACAAAAAUUCAGUCUCGAAUUAAUGAUUUCAAUGUAAAUAUCAACGCAUUCGUGAUGCCUCGAAUUAUCUCAGCCCAACCAACACAGUGUCUGGACACUUCUGGUUGGUCAAUUCCUCAAAAUAUAAAAUUGGCUGAUCCAGACUUCGCGAAUCCAAAUCAAAUUGACUUAUUAAUUGGAGCAGAAUUCUAUCACAGCUUUUUAUCGAUUGGUCAAAUCAAAAUAGGUGAGGGUCUACCUGCACUUCAGAACACGGUUUUCGGAUGGAUAUGCAGUGGCAAAGUUAGCAACGGUAAUCAAAAAUUACUUACCUGUGGCAUGUGCAGCGAAGCUGACGACGAAGCAUUGGAUAAUAUACUUACUAAAUUCUGGCAAUUGGAGGAAAUCAAUCAAACGGAUGACAAAUUCACUGAUGCAGAAAAGAAAUGUGAAGAAUCUUUUGCUCAAAAUACUCACCACAAUCAUGAAGGGCGAUUUGUCGUGAAACUACCAUUUAAGGAGGAUACAACUGUUCUUGGUGAAUCCAUGCAGAUGUCGAUGAAUCGAUUUUUUAGUCUUGAACGUCGGCUGUUGAAGAAUUCUGAACUAAAGAAGAUGUACGUUGACUUCAUGCGAGAGUAUGAACAUCUCGGCCACAUGGAAAAAAUCAAUCAGGAUGAUAUAAUGCAUCCACAUUACAUUUUGCCACAUCAUUGUGUAAUCAAGGCAGAUAGUACUACAACAAAGCUUCGAGUGGUGUUUGAUGCAUCUGCAAGAACAUCAACCGGAGUCUCACUCAAUGAUAUCAUGCAUAAUGGUCCAGUCGUGCAAACCGAACUCUCAUCCAUUUUACUGCGUUUCAGGAAACCACGCUUCGUUUUUACAACAGAAAAGAUGUAUCGGCAGAUACUAAUUGAUCCAAGAAAUGAAUAUCUUCAAAUCAUUAUCUGGCGAGAGUCACCAGAGGAAAACUUGUGCUAUUACAAAUUAAAAACGGUAACGUAUGGCACAAGAGCAGCGCCGUAUCUGGCAACUAAGUGUCUACAAACCCUGGCCAGAGAGCAUGCCGUUAAAUUUCCGCUUGGUUCCGCUACACUCAGCAAGGAUUUUUAUGUCGAUGACGGUUUAAAUGGCUCAGACAGUCUCACGGAGGCAAUUGCAACAAAGGAUCAACUUAUUAAAAUAUUGGCGACAGCUGGUUUCAAACCUCGCAAGUGGUGCGCAAAUAAUGCCCAAUUACUUCAAGGACUCGCUCCAGAAGAUCAAGAAGUUGAUCUCGAUGUCAGCAGUGAGUCACAUAAGACAGUAAAAACUCUAGGCCUUAUCUGGCUACCAAAAUCUGAUCAGUUUUCAAUAAAAACUAACGGACCUAUACACAGCAAAAUAACAAAGAGGACCGUAAGUUCCGAGUUGGCGCACAUUUUUGAUCCACUUGGAUUAAUGGCUCCCGUAGUAGUGAAGGCGAAAAUAUUUGUUCAAAGAUUGUGGCAGUUAAAACUUUCGUGGGAUGAAGCUCUGCCUGCUGAAAUGCAUACUCAAUGGACCCAUUUUCGUCAGAGCUUAUGUGAAAUAAACAAUGUGAAGAUUCCACGACAUAUAUGUCAUCAUAAACAACCAAGGAAUACUCAGAUUCAUGUAUUUACUGAUGCCUCCGAAAGGGCCUAUGGAGCUGCCAUUUACAUCAGAGCCGAAAUGACUGAUCGAACUAUCUCAGUUCAGUUACUUUGUUCAAAAUCACGCGUCGCUCCAUUAAAAACGCAGACAAUACCAAGACUUGAGUUAUGUGCGGCUUUACUAGGAGCACAAUUGGUAGUAAAGGUAAAAAAGGAUUUGGAAUAUGAACAUCAUCCGAUAUUUAUGUGGACUGAUUCUGAGAUAACAUUGCAUUGGAUCAAUUCAGAACCAUCAACAUUCCAAACUUUCGUUGCUCAUCGUAUCAGUAAGAUUCAGCAAUUAACACUAAAGGAACAGUGGAGGCAUGUCAAUACUAAACAAAAUCCAGCUGAUCUAUUAUCCAGAGGUGUAGAUCCAAUUUACAUUCAGAAGAAUGCAAUGUGGUUUUAUGGGCCACUUUUCCUUCAUGGAAAUCAAGAAUGCUGGCCCCAACCAUUCCGUCAGGAAUUGAUAACAUCCGACCAUAUACAAGCGGAAGUCAAAAGGAAGGUACAUGUGCUUACAAUUUCACAUGAUGAUGAACUAAUCAAAAUGAUUUAUACGAUAAGGCAUGGAAACUCAUUCAUAAGGUUGCAACGAAUUCUUGGCUAUGUGUUGAGAUUCAUCAAAGGGUUACGUAAUAAGAGCAAGCACAACGACAUCAAUUUGACACCAUUAGAACUGGAUGAGUCAUUACUCAUAAUUAUAAAAGCCAUACAGCUAAGUGAUUUCAAUGAAGAACGACAUCAACUCUUAAAGAAAAGGGAUCUAAAGGGAAGCAGUAGUCUCCACGGACUUUCUCCAUUUAUCGAUGAUAGUGGCGUCAUCGGGGUUGGAGGUCGAUUGACGUCAACACAUCUUACCUACGAUGCCAAACACCCCAUGCUGCUGCCAUAUAACGAUCCAAUAGCUAAGCUCAUAAUGAAACAUUUACAUGAGAAGGGACUUCACUGCGGACCGCAAACAUUAUUAGCCCAGUGCAGGCAGCGAUUUUGGCCAAUAAAAGGCAAGAUUAUGGCUCGAUCCAUUGUGCAACAUUGUGUACAAUGCACUCGAGUACGCCCACACAUGUUCAAACAAAUCAUGGGCAAUCUACCAGCUGACAGAGUCCAAGCUCAAAGACCUUUUUUCAACGCAGGUGUGGACUUCUGUGGUCCCAUAUGGAUACACCACAAAAUUAGAGGCAAAAGACCAUGCAAAGCGUACAUCGCAGUGUUUUGCUGCUUCUCCACGAAGGCAGUACAUUUGGAAGUGGUUAGUGAUCUCACCACAGAUGCAUUCUUAGGCGCUUUGAACCGGUUUACGUCAAGAAGAGGUCGAUGUCAGAACUUAUAUUGUGACAACGCUACUAAUUUUGUGGGCGCUAAAAAUCAAAUGAACGAGUUAGCUGAAAGCAUUCACAGCACAAAUGCUCAAAACAACAUAAUAAGAUCCUGUUCAGCUCAAGGAAUUGUUUUUCAUUUUAUACCUCCGAGAGCACCACAUUUCGGAGGAUUAUGGGAAGCUGCUGUCAAAUCAGCUAAAUAUCUAUUGGUGCGAACUAUUGGCAACGUGUCACUCACUUACGAGGAAUUGGAAACAGUGGUAACCCAAAUUGAAAGUAUGCUGAACUCCAGACCAAUAACACCGUUGUCAUCAGACCCAAAUGACCCGGCUGCCCUCACACCAGGACACUUCUUAAUAGGAGAACCGCUAACAGCCCUUCCAAGUAGGUCAGAAACUACAACCAAACAAUCGCUUUUAACCAGGUGGAAGCUGGUGAAUCAUCUAAAAAACGAGUUCUGGUCAAGAUGGUCAAAGGAGUAUCUUAAUGAGCUACAGUGUCGCACUAAAUGGAAGGACCAAUCACCUGACGUCAAAGAAGGAAUGCUGGUAAUCAUUCAAGAAGACAACGCUCCUCCGCUUCAAUGGCCUCUGGGCAGAAUCAUCAAAUGCUAUUCCGGUAAUGAUGGAAGAAUCAGAGUUGUAGAUGUCAAAACGAAAAACGGGAUUUGGAAGCGUCCAAUACAUCGGCUAGCACCAUUAUUGUCGGAAGAUUGUUCAACCCCCAUGAUGCAACUUGGUAGAUGUGAUGAAGAAAAGCCUAGAAAACGAGCAAAACUCAACAGCAACAUGCAAUGUCCGAGUACCAUAGAAGAAACAUCAUAUAGAAUGAUUAAUCAUUUGAACAACACUUUACCUGAUAAUGGAUCUGCUGAAGUGGAGUUAAAAGAAAUUUUUUCAACCUAUGCUGUUGAUAUAAUUGCUUCAGUUAUAUUUGGUUUAGAGACAAAUAGUUUUGAAGACCCGAAUAAUUUGUUCCUUAGUGUAAGCCAUAAAGCCAAUGAACCGACAUUAAAAGCUGUGCUUCGAAGUACUUGCCAAUUUCUAUAUCCAAAUUUAGAAAAGUUCUUUGUAAUGUUGGGUUGGACUGAGGAAGCACCAGAAACAAUGAAGCAAAUUGUACGUAAGACUAUUGAAUAUAGAGAAAAUAAUAAUGUUAUUCGUCGAGAUAUGCUUCAAUUAUUACUACAACUCCGCAAUACUGGCAAGAUAAGUACAGACGAUAAUGAAUGGUCCGUUGAAACAACAGCAGAUGCUUUUAAGUCCAUGUCUGUGGAAAUGAUAGCCGCGCAAUUGUUCCUGUUUUAUGUGGCUGGUUUUGAUACAACAGCAUCUGCAGUUUCUUUUACAAUUUACGAACUAUCACAAUAUCCAGAACUCUUAGCAAAAGCUAAAAAGGAAGUAGAGGAGACCUUAGCGAAGUAUGAAGGCAAACUGAGUUAUGAAUGUGUACAGGAUAUGAAAUUCUUAGAUUUGUGUGUUAUGGAAACUGUACGUAAAUAUCCUGGAUUACCCAUAUUAAAUCGUGAGUGUACAGAAGAUUAUCAAAUACCAAAUUCAAAAAUGGUCAUUAAAAAAGGAACUGGAAUAAUUAUUUCUCUAUUUGGUAUACAUCGUGAUCCAGAGUAUUUUCCUGAUCCAUUGCGAUAUGAUCCAGAACGGUUUCUAGAAGAAAAUAUGAACUACAAUCCUGUCGCUUAUAUGCCUUUCGGCGAAGGACCUCGUCAUUGCAUUGCUCAACGCAUGGGUAAAUUAAAUGCCAAAGUAGCCCUAGCUCAAAUUAUUACAAAUUUUGAUAUUAAAAUAAGAGAAAAACCUUCCGAAAUUGAAAUCGAUAAUUAUGGUGUACCUUUAGUUGCUAAAGGUGGUAUAAAUGUAAGUUUAUCAAAAAAAAUAAAAACAAAAUAA